AUGAAGACUGUGCCAUUUCUCUCGUUGCUCCAGGCAGGAAUGUUGACGUCUGGAAUAGUGGCGCAGAACAUUGCAUUUGUGGGCAGCAACGCCAACGCCAUAGCAACUGUUAGCUUUGAUACCAAGACUGGAACCUUCAAGGUUACCGGAAACAACACAGAUUCCAGCACGCCGUCAUGGCAGGAAGUCUCGAGGGACGGCAAGUUGCUAUAUUCUAUCGAAGAGACAUCGACUGAACAUGCCUUGACGAGCUACUCUAUCGGCCAGGAUGGGAAGCUGAAGAAGCUGAAGUCUAUCAAGGGGCUGGCAGGACCUGUCUCCUUGGACAUGCACCCUACCCAGCCUAUAAUCAUCACUGCAAACUAUGGCUCAGCGAGUGCUUCAGCGUACUCUUCAAAGGAUAACGGCGAGUUCACCCACCUGGGAGACUUUAUGUUUAAAAUGCAAGGCAAGGGGAAGGUACCAGACCGGCAGGACGCUCCUCACCCGCACCAGGCGCUCUUCGACCCAACCGGCAAGUUCGUUCUUAUGCCGGACUUGGGCUCAGACCUGAUCCGCAUCCUCAAGGUAGACGCAGGACAGAAACUCAGCGUCGCACCUCCCAACAAGGUAAAACCGGGGACCGGGCCUCGCCAUGGAGUGCUGUAUCCAGCCGCGGACAAGCCUCGGUUUUACUAUGUCGUGGGCGAGCUUUCCAACACGGUGACCGCGAUGUCUGUCGAAUACACGGUUGAAACGAUCAAGCUUACCGAGAUCCAAACCCUAUCUACGCUUCCAGACGGGCAGACGGGGGCGGCGGGCGAACUCAUCCUCUCGCCAUCGGGUAAACACCUGUAUGCCUCCAACCGGCUUGACAAGGUCUUCCCUGGCUCCAGCUCCGUCGCUUCGUAUACCAUUGACCAGAUGACCGGCAAGCUGAAGCUGCUUGAAAUCUUCAACGGCGGCGUGGAGAACAUACGACACAUGUCUAUCCACCCUAGCGGCAAGUGGUUUGUGACCGAAGGCCAGAAUUCGAACGACAUCAAGGUAUUUGCACUUGACCCUCAGACCGGAAAGGUGACUCCGGAGGCCAAGUCUACGCUGGAGAUAGAAAAGCCUGUUUGCCUGCAGUGGUGGCAUAACGGUGCUCAAGAGAGCGAGGCCCCCGAUGCUGGCACCGAGACUGAAUGCGAAUAUGAUGACUAGAUGAACAUCUCAGCAUCUGCGACCUCGAGGCUAAGGGCUGGCCCUGAUGAUGUUCUUUUCCUUCUACAUUCUAUGACAGUAAUAAUGAUACGGUCUUUUCUGCACUUAUAAUGAGACAUGAAAAUAAACAGCCCUCCAUAAGCCUGCCUGUCCUGUAACCGCUUUGCCCAAAGGUUCCUCCUCAAUUGCCUAAACAGCCGAGGCAAAAAGGAAGGCAAGCGCCAAGACGAGUUGACCAACAGAGAAUUAGACUUUGCUUACCUCAGCACUGGUUACUUCCUUAUGUAAGCGGGACAACAGCCUUUCGGCUUCUUAUUGUUCAGCUUCUCUUCAGCUUUCUCGCCUUU
Trichophyton rubrum CBS 118892 is the source of this 1532-nucleotide messenger RNA. RefSeq lists its product as uncharacterized. The transcript has 2 exons. The record is from RefSeq and is a predicted model, not a curated record. Gene Ontology annotation, molecular function: 6-phosphogluconolactonase activity; protein binding. NCBI's taxonomy places the organism in Eukaryota, Fungi, Ascomycota, Eurotiomycetes, Onygenales, Arthrodermataceae. Bases 1 to 1185 code for a protein of 394 amino acids.